Cloeon dipterum is the source of this 1603-nucleotide messenger RNA. RefSeq names its product Phosphatidylglycerophosphate synthase 1 (gene PGS1). Bases 168 to 1571 code for a protein of 467 amino acids. The record is from RefSeq and is a predicted model, not a curated record. Lineage: Eukaryota; Metazoa; Arthropoda; Insecta; Ephemeroptera; Baetidae. Gene Ontology annotation, molecular function: CDP-diacylglycerol-glycerol-3-phosphate 3-phosphatidyltransferase activity. Gene Ontology annotation, biological process: cardiolipin biosynthetic process. Gene Ontology annotation, cellular component: mitochondrion. The transcript is spliced from 5 exons.
AUCGAUCAGCAGCUGAUUUUUAUUUUGGAUUUGGAGGUGUGAGUUUCAGUUGAAUAAUUCUGCUCUCUCCGCUCGUCGUAAACUUUGGGGCUGGAAGAUCACCGAAAUGCCCAAAAUUGAAUUAAAAAUCGUCAAUUAAGAGGAAAAACGUCAAACAGGAAGAUAUUAUGCGAUUGUUCACGGCCGUCGCGGGAGCCGCCUCCAGGGCCUCGGGGGUGUGGAGGCAGUCGUUUGAGUGGCUGGAGGCGGAGGCGCCAAAAUUCAGCCUGAGCGGGUCUCAGGUGCGAGUGUUGCGAUCUCCGAGCGAAUUUUAUGAAACGCUGCUCGAGCGCAGCCGAAACGCCCACCGCAGGGUCACCCUGGCCUCCCUGUACCUUGGCACGGGACCCCUGGCUGCCCGGCUGGCCGAGACCCUGAACGCCAGGAUGCAGGAGGCGCCUUCCCUGCGACUCAGGGUGCUGCUCGACUUCACCCGGGCGUCAAGAGGCGAGCUCAAUUCGCGCACGCUGCUCCUGCCCCUCAGGGCCAAGGGCGGCCAGGUCGCUCUCUACCACACACCUGAGCUCAGGGGCCUUGUUCGAAUGCUGUUGCCGCAGCGCUGGAACGAAGUGGUCGGUCUGCAGCACAUGAAAAUCUACCUCUUUGACGACAGCGUGAUCGUCAGCGGGGCGAACUUAAGCGACGACUACUUCACCAACAGGCAAGACCGCUACGUGCUCAUCGACGACUGUCCCUCCCUGAGCAAUUUCUUGGACGGCUUGGUCUCCACCGUGUCAGAUUUUUCGUUUCAGCUGACACAGGACAAUCAGACCGUCCUGGCUCCAAAUUGGAAAUUCCACCCGUUCAAUUCCCCGCGAUCAAAGUUCGUCGAUGCCGCGGGACAGCACGUGUCCACAUUCUACCAACAGUGGCUGCGACAAAGUGCCGCGGACACGACUCAAUUGGACACGGUGAUUUACCCUCUGAUCGAAAUGAGGCAGUUGGGGGUGGGCAACGACUGCAGAGUCACCAAGAGACUGAUCGCGUCCGCGCCGGCCAACGCCUGCGUGACCCUCUCCACGGGCUACUUCAACCUGACGGACGAGUAUUCGAAAUGCGUCAUUGACUCUGGCGCCGACUUUGACAUUCUUAUGGCCCACCCGAGUGCAAACGGAUUCCUUGGCGCCAGGGGAGCCGCAGGAGGGAUUCCGCACGCCUACACGCUGCUCGCACACAGAUUCAGACUGAAAUUGGCGGCGCUUGGACAGCAGUUAAGAGUGCGGCUGCGAGAAUAUCAGCGGCAGGACUGGACGUACCACGCCAAAGGACUGUGGUACCAACACCAGCCGGAUAUUAAGCCAGAAAUGACCCUAAUCGGAUCACCGAAUUUUGGCGAGCGAUCGACAGUGCGCGAUUUGGAGCUGCAGCUCAUUCUGGCCACGACUAAUGAAGGACUGAAAUCGCAACUGACAGAGGAGGUUCAAGAUUUGAAAAUGAGCACGACUGUCUUUCCUGAAAACCUCGACGUGGCACAACGAAGCACGCCCCUCUGGGUUCGAAUGGUUGUGUUUUUGUGCAAGAAGUUCUUUUAGAAAUAAAAUUUAAGUCCAACCUCUCAACUGGA